AUGGGAGGCUGCGUUUGGGUCCGAGAGAACAAGUCCGAGGCGCCAGCCGACGAGUUGGAGGCCGCGCUCGGGUCCAAGAGAAGGCAGCCCUUGGGUCCUAGAGAACGAGUCCGAAGCGUCAGCCGGCUCGACAUCACACCGGCCAUGUAUUUGGGCAUUGACGACGUCGUGGGUCGUGAUGCACAGUCGAGUGGAGGGCCGUAG
Messenger RNA from Gaeumannomyces tritici R3-111a-1, 204 nucleotides. RefSeq lists its product as hypothetical. NCBI's taxonomy places the organism in Eukaryota, Fungi, Ascomycota, Sordariomycetes, Magnaporthales, Magnaporthaceae. The record is from RefSeq and is a predicted model, not a curated record. The coding region runs from base 1 to 204 and encodes 67 amino acids. The transcript has a single exon.